AUGAAGUCGAGGUUCUACCAAGCUGUGGCGUCUGCAGCGGAGAGCGGCUGGGACUUCUCUAGUCGUUGGUUUAACCAAUCAGACGCCAGCAUUGGGAAAUUUGAAUCAAUACACACAACCGAAAUUAUUCCAAUUGAUCUUAAUUCAAUUUUGUUUAAAAACGCUCUGACACUUUCAAAGUUUUUCAAAUUAACUGGCAGCCAAACAAAAUCGAAGAAAUAUCAGGAAUUAGCCAAUCGUAGAAAGCUUGCAAUCGAGGCUCUGCUUUGGAACGAGGCUGCUGGGGCCUGGGCUGACUAUGACGUCUCGACACAGAGCAAUACUAAAGCUUUUUACGCAUCAAUCGUCGUCCCGCUUUGGGCUGGUCUCGCACGAGAAAAUAAAACACGCGAGGAACUUGUGUUCGCGAACAUGAAACGCGCAAAGGUUUUAGAUUUUCCAGGAGGAUUGCCCACAUCUUUGAACGAGUCGGGCCAGCAGUGGGAUUUCCCAAACGGGUGGCCCCCCUUGCAACACAUGCUCAUCAUUGGCCUCACCAAGUCCAGUUCAAUAUUGCUCCAAAACGAGGCUAAGAAAUUCGCGCAGUCUUGGGUUCUAAGCAACUGGAUGGGGUUUAACCGAACCAGUUAUAUGUUUGAGAAAUAUAACGUGACGUCUGAGGGGAACACAGGGCGAGGGGGUGAAUACAAACCACAGGUUGGAUUUGGAUGGACUAAUGGGGUCAUUUUGGAUUUGUUGGUCAGGUUCCCGGAUCUCAAGGUUGAAAACAAUGCUGUCGCCCUUGGUGUGUCCCUGUUUUCUUGCUUCUUGCCGAUCAGCUGCUUGGCUGGAGUUUUUAAUUGA
Messenger RNA from Paramuricea clavata, 843 nucleotides. Lineage: Eukaryota; Metazoa; Cnidaria; Anthozoa; Malacalcyonacea; Plexauridae. The record is from the annotation of a GenBank genome assembly.